AAAGACAUAGUACGGUCAUGGGCAGAUUCGUGGGUAAUUUUCGGCCCCAUUUCCGUAACCGGCUUCCGUCUCGGCACCAAAGAUCCCGUAGCGGAGCUAAGAUACUAGUGCGGAGACGGAAGCCGGUUACGGAAACAUCCUCGUAAAAAUAAAAGUUCUUUGGUAAAAAUCUUCUCAUUUUCAGCAACUAAGUUACAGAGAAAGGUUGAACAAGUUAGGGCUUUAUUCUUUGGAGCGCAGAAGGUUAAGGGGGCACUUGAUAGAGGUCUUUAAAAUGAUGAGAGGGAUAGACAGAGUUGACGUGGAAAAGCUUUUCCCACUGAGAGUAGGGAAGAUGCAAACAUGGGGACAUGACUUGAGAAUUAAAGGACAGAAGUUUAGGGGUAACAUGAGGGGGAACUUCUUUACUCAGAGAGUGGUAGCUGUGUGGAAUGAGCUUCCAGUGAAGGUGGUGGAGGCAGGUUCGUUUUUAUCAUUUAAAAAUAAAUUGGAUAGUUAAAUGGACGGGAAAGGUAUGGAGGGUUAUGGUCUGAGCGCAGGUAUAUGGGACUAGGGGAGAUUAUGUGUUCGGCACGGACUAGAAGGGUCGAGAUGGCCUGUUUCCGUGCUGUAAUUGUUAUAUGGUUAUUUUCAGAAUUUUUAUUUAUUGACACAAACUGUUCCCCCGCAACGUUGAUUACACUGCGGGUCGGGUCAGGUCGGGUCGGGUUACAGAAAUGGAUGAAAAAUAGGCCCACAUUCCGCUCCGUUGCGUACUACACGUCAGCCCAUUGCAUUUAGCAGGAGUGGUCUAUCUUGCUCCGCUAUAGGAUCUUUGGUCUGAAGAAGGGUCCCGACCCGAAACGUCACCUAUCCACGUUCUCCAGAGAUGAUUGAUGCCUGGCCCGCUGGGUUACUCCGGCACUUUGUGUCUUAUUUUCCUAUUACAGGUGCUCCUGUCAUCACCACUCACUCCGUGGAAAAUUCUUCCUGUUGUCAAGUACUUUGUGCUGUAUUACUUCGAGGGUCCAGAGGAGUGCUGGCAAUCUUUCCCCCAGCACAACACCUUCGGACUUUACCAAACCGUUUUCCUUUCACAGCAAGCAGCAGCGUUUCACUGCCAGAGGCUGGUGGGGAACCCAUUCAGUGGAACAAACCUCCAUACCGUGAUGUUGGAGCUGGACGCUGAUAUUGGGAAGAGUUUUCUGAAGGAAGAGAUUCUAAGUACCUACAGGUUAGUAGCGUUGAAGUGCCUGAUUAUCCAGCGUUACGAUAUUGUCCCAGCAUGCUGGCGAAUGCUGCACAGUUUGGCCGCUCAACUGGAAGGCCUCAACCGACUGAAUGAAAUGCUUCAGGAACUGCUAUCGGUUGAAAAGGUGAGCGUUGUCAAGUCAUCCAUGCCACCGCCGGGCAAAAUAUUAGAUGAGGCGCUGCUGAUGUACCAGCAAGUUCUGCAGGCCACACUCGACAGAGAGCGUUGCCCAGUGCCAGCUGGUUUUCUGGAGGUUGCCCUGAGCAAGAUCCAAGUGGCUGUUGGUGGAAGGGCCAACGUUGACCAGCUGCAGGAUGUCGCUGUGAUGUGCCGGGCUGUGGCCGAUGUGGUCAGCUGGGAGAUUCACGCCUUGUGCCCUGAGGUGGAGUCGCUGCUGCAGACCCUCGACAAGAGCGGCAGCGUGUUGCAAGCACCCACCACUGCACCGCAUGCACUGGGGCCCGACGCAGCGGCGGUGGUGAGCACUAGACACUGCACUGGCACAGAAUCUCCACCGCUGAUCUACAGUAGCAGGGAAGCUCUGGACAGCUGGUGAUGACGGAAUGAUGUGCGCUACAUAUCCCAAAGAGGAACAGCCGCUCUGAGCGUCCACAUUGCUGAUUUACUUCAAGCCACUCGAUGAACUGCAGCGAACGGUCAUGUCAUUGGUGAUAGGCACAGAAUUAGGCCAUUCGGCCCAUCAAGUCUACUCCCCCAUUCAAUCAUGGCUGAUCUGUCUCUCCCUCCUAACCCCAUUCUCCUGCCUUCUCCCCAUAGCCCCUGACGCCCGCACUAAUAAAGAACGGUGGUAGAAUUCAAAGUCGUAAUAAUGCAUAUUGUGACAGUGGCAUUUUAUUAUAUACUUUGCAGCAGUUUACUCUUCUCUGAGACACAAAAUCUGUCGAUCUGUAGCCAAAUAUAGAAACAUAGAAAAUAUGUGCAGGAGGAGGCCAUUCGGCCCUUCGAGCCAGCACCGCCAUUCAUUGUGAUCAUGGCCGAUCGUCCCCAAUCAAUAACCCGUGUCUGCCUUCUCCCCAUAUCCCUUUAUUUCGACCAGCCCCUAGAGCUCUAUCUAACUCUCUCUUAAACCCACCCAGUGAUUUGGCCUCCACUGCACUCUGUGGCAGGGAAUUCCACAAAUUCACAACUCUCUGGGUGAAAAAGCUUUUUCUCACCUCUGUCUUAAAUGACCUCCCCUUUAUUCUAAGACUGUGGCCCCUGGUUCUAGACUCGCCCAACAUUGGGAAUAUUUUUCCUGCAUCUAGCUUGUCCAGUCCUUUUAUAAUUGUAUAUGUUUCUAUAAGAUGCCCCCUCUUCCUUCUAAACUCCAGUGAAUACAAGCCUAGUCUUUUCAACAUAUAAAAUUUACAUUUGCAAUAAUGAAUGGGAUGUCCUUUACGUUUAUUAUUAUUAUGUUUAUUAUUGUCACGUGUACUAAGGUACAGUGAAAGCUUUGUUCUGCUAUGUAAUCAGAUCAGAUGUACCACACAUAGAUACAACCAGUGCCAAACUCCAGUACAGUAGGUAGAGCAAAGGGGAAGGUACAGAGUGCAGAAUAUAGUUCUCAGCAUUGUAGCGCAUCAGUUCCACAGACAAAGUCCAAUGUCCGCAAUGGGGUAGAGGUGAAUGGGACAGUACCCUAGCUUAUGGAAGGACCGUUCAGAAGCCUGAUAACAGAGGCGAAGAAGCUGUUCCUGAGUCUGGUGGUGCAUGUUUCAAGCUUCUGUACCUUCUGCCGGACGGGAAGCAAAUCCUCAUAAAUGCAUAUAUUCUUUGUGUUUCAUUCCCAGUUAAUAUCCCAAAGGUGUAUCCUCUCUAUAUAAGCAAUAAGAAAUAUAUCAAUGCUUUGAUUAGAAUGAACAAGGAGUGAUUAGUAAAUUUGCAGAUGACACUAAAUUAAAUGCUGUCAUUACAAAGCUAAAUAGCGAAGAUGGUUAUUAAAAAUGGCAGCACGCUCUUGAUCAGAUUAUUCAAGAGCUGUUAUCGGGCAACUGAAAGGUCCUCGAGUGGGCUGAGGAAUGGUUAAUGGACUUCAAUCCUGAUGACUGUGACGGGUUGAAUUUGAGAAGUCAAACCAGGGCAGGACCUUCACAGUGAAUGGCAGGGCUCUGUGGAGUGUUGCAGAGCAGAGGGAUCUAAGCUUCCGAGAAGUGUAGGAAAGAACUGGUUUAAAUCGAAGAUAGACACAAAAUGCUGGAGUAACUCAACGGGCCAGGCAGCACCUCUGGAGAGAACAUGGUUCCCUGAAAGUGGUGUCAUAGUA
Molecule: messenger RNA, 3494 nt
Organism: Leucoraja erinaceus (little skate)
Lineage: Eukaryota; Metazoa; Chordata; Chondrichthyes; Rajiformes; Rajidae
Exons: 5
Coding region: 876-1787 (303 amino acids)
Source: RefSeq, a predicted model, not a curated record